This is a messenger RNA of Miscanthus lutarioriparius, 384 nucleotides long. NCBI's taxonomy places the organism in Eukaryota, Viridiplantae, Streptophyta, Magnoliopsida, Poales, Poaceae. The record is from the annotation of a GenBank genome assembly.
AUGGUGAUGCGGCAGUGCUGCGGCUUCAAGCCCUCCCAGGCCACGAGCGCCAAGACCCUAACCCCUUCCCCAACAUCUCCGGCAGCGGCAGCGGUGCCUCUUCCUCACCGACCACGGGCCCCAUCCCGCAUAUCCGGCAACGGCGCCCUCCCCGCGGCAACUGUUCCCCAUCCUGACAUGCUGGCAUGGCGGCCUCUGGCGGCGGCGCAUCCCCAGCCGGCUCCAGCAUGGUCAUGGUGUGCGCGGAUCUGCCAACGGAGGAUGGCUGGAAUGAAUUCCUCUCCAUUUGGUGUGAGGGCGACGGUGGCUCAGACAAAGGACAUGGCUUGCGACGUUCACAACUUCCUUGCCUUGCGGCGAUGGCGUAGGGUGAUCUUGAUGUAG